Messenger RNA from Cyclopterus lumpus (lumpfish), 5225 nucleotides. It is a transcript of the gene bmf1, whose product is annotated as BCL2 modifying factor 1. Gene Ontology annotation, cellular component: myosin complex. NCBI's taxonomy places the organism in Eukaryota, Metazoa, Chordata, Actinopteri, Perciformes, Cyclopteridae. The record is from RefSeq and is a predicted model, not a curated record. Gene Ontology annotation, biological process: negative regulation of autophagy; apoptotic process; positive regulation of apoptotic process.
AUAGUUGGACGACAGAAACACUCGCGCUUUUAAGGAGGGUUUAUUUACCAACUUUCAGCACCACGCCCCGGCGGCGGAGUCAGUUUGGAGCUGACGUCGGCGAAAUGAAAUCGGCUCGCUGCACUUUUCCUCGCAGAAUGGAAGUUGUCGUGGAGGUGAUACGGACUAAACUCGCUUGCAUGCCGGGAUAUUGAACCUGUGUCCUUUUUUUUCCUUCUUUUUCUUCUUCUUUUCUCCGAGUACAAGACAACCUUUACGACGAAGCCCAUCUUCGCGGGCUACUCAUCUGAGAGUGCCCCUCGCUCAUGGACGAUGAGGAGGAUGAUGUGUUUGAGCCAGACCCCAAUUGCUGGCGCACCGCAUUCAGGGAGAUAAAGUGUGAAGACCGGGGCACGCAGACACCUGGCCCUGCCCUGGCACACAACAACGGCAUGCUGCCCUGUGGCGUCGCAGUGGAGCCCAGACCACUCUUCUACGGCAACGCAGGUUUUCGAUUGCACUUCCCGGCAAACUUUGAGCUUGUUGGGGAUCAGGAAGCGAGGCGACAAGAAAGUGAAGUGGAGCAAAACGGGAUGGAGCAGCUACCGCGGCAGCAACCUGAGGCCCACAGUGUGGAGGCAUGCAUUGGCCAGAAACUCCAGCUGAUAGGAGACCAGUUUCACCGGGAACACCUACAAACGUACCAUCGAAACCAAAGGAACCCAGGGCGGAUGUGGUGGCGCCUGGCCGCAGCUCUGCUCAGCCUUCUGUUUGACAGGGGGUUCAUUGCUGGAGGAGGUGGAGCAGGACGGAGGUGAGAGGGUCUCCCCAUCUCUCUGAGCAACUGGACUCCUAAUGACACUGUCAAAUCUAACACGGGUCUGUUUUGGGGGAGAAAAGAAAGGAGACAAAAGGUCACCGCGGGACGGAGACAACCAACUUUUAUACAAGGUCGUGAGUUUUUUUUCUUUCCAAGAAGAUGUCAUGAUGCUCCGAGAUUCCUCUACGGGAAAAUGUUCAUAUUUUGGUAUACGUGUGGUGUAGUAGUUUUGUACAGUACAUUGUUCUUGUUCAAUUUUUUGCACUUCAACAUGUAUCCAUCUUCAAUGACCUCCACAGACCCCGGGAAUGCCUUAUUCAAUGUCUUCUGCCGAAUGAGUAUUGAGCAAUUUUGAGAUAAGGAGAUGAAAGGAAAUGUGGUGUACGGUUUAAUUUUCUGAAGUUUCCCAGGUGACCAGACAAGUUGAUUUACUAUUUUCCAAAGAGGGAACUUUUCAGAACAAAGCAUUUUGCACCUCACCUCAAUGGAACAUUUAUCUUUUCUUUGUCUUUAUUUUGCUUUCUGUUUUGUUUUCUUACUACUCCAUUUUCUUGGGUCUGGUAUUACGUCUCAGUAUCAUUCAAAUAUUGGGAACAAAGUUUCUGCACAUGAAAAAGUCUGCUCACCUUAACUUCAUCUAAAUAUCUUCUUUUUUUUAAAUAUGCAGAUGUUUUAAGGCAAGCCUUUCUUCAGUCGCGUGCUACAUGUCGAACAGUCACAGAACAAUGUGAUUUACAGUACUAACCCUGGUCAAACAUGCCAGGUGACUGCCAGCAAACCUGUGUACAACAGAUUGAUAUUAAUAUCAGGAAUUGGGAUAAUUGAUACUGGUAAUACAUUAAAAAAAAGUUAGUUGGAAUUAAUAUCUUAUUUAAACCACAGCAGAAAGUGCUAAGUCGAGUGGAAUGAGUAAACAGAACACACUUCAAAUACAAAUAUUUUAGGCUAAACCCAAACCCAAAUAUAUGUGUGUGUGUAUGUAUGUAUGUGUAUGUGUGUGUGUGUGUGUAUAUAUAUAUACACACACUAGACUUAUUACUACUGUUACUGAAUAUUUCAAGCUACUGGUUAUGCAACUCCCCAUAUUGUAUAUUAUCAUUAUUACAAUACAGUAUACGUUAUAAUACUUAAUGCAGCUACUAGGUGGCUGGAUGCUGUCUGAGAUGGAGCACACGAAAAAAAAGGCCUGGGAAAGAAACUUGAAAGAAUCCAUGAAAGAGACAUUUAGAUUGAAGUGAGGUGGUGCCGACUUUUGCAUGUGCUUCUAGAGGUCUAACACCUGUGCACUAAAUUACAAACGUGACGGUAAAACACAUUGUUUGUUAUGCAGAGCAUAUUUACGUAUUCUUUACCUAAAUAGCAACUAAACAAUUUGUCCUACCCUGAUGAGUUUAUUACAAAGACCAGAUACCCAUUCCGCCGUUGUUCCCACAUUCAAGUUAUCUCUUUGUUGUCCAUGUGUUCUUUUCAAUGUGAUUGUUUUCAGACCUCCAUGCCCUUGAAGUGGAGCUGUGGAUCCACUGUUUUUGCACUAGCCAUACACCCUUCAAGAGUUCAGAUUGUUACCAUGCUAACCUCUGUCUUGUAUGAAGGUUUUCACUUAUGGCUUGUUUUCUCGCCACACCAUUUCAGAUGUAUUCACUCUUACGUCCAAGACAAAUAAUCAAAGUUGAGGCCUAACUAACUGCAGUCUGGAUUAUAGAACGUUUCAGGCUCCACUAGAGUCACAACACUCACGUGAAAUGUUUCUAUCCUCUUUUUUUUAAAUUUUAUUUCACAGCCCGCGUGUUUUCUGAACACCAAACAAUACUGCAUAAUCAAUCUGUGAAACAGAUCGUCUCAGGCUACUUUUAUCGGGUUUUACAUCAUUUUUUUUUAUUUCAUCUUGUAUUGUCUUUGGUGCUCGGAUCCAGAUUUGGGACAUUUGUAGAACAUAUAACCACUCAGCAGACAAAAAGAAAAAAAUGAAAAAGACUGUAAUUAUUGUUGAAAUAUGAAUAUGUUUAAAGACACUGUUGAAGAUGCUGUUUGUUAUGUUUUCCAUUGCUGAACCCAAGCCAACUCGUGGACCCAAGGAGCAGUACAUAUCAGGGGUCUGUAAUGACUUGCUCCUUACGAUGUGUCAAGUUUAUCACUGCAUAAUUAGGGUUUCCUCUCAUUCUCUUAAAGAUUUCUCAGGGACAGACUUUGUGGGCUACUGGUAACCUUGAGAAUCUGUUACAUGGUUAGAAGAAGAGCAGCGGUUUCACCCAUUUAUUUAUGAUGAUACCUGUCGAGGUAUUGUCAAGGCUUUAAUUUUCUUUUCUUUAAAAAAAAAAACAACUCCUCCUGGCCAAUUUCUCUGCACAAACACAUAAAGGUACAGUUGGACUGAGGCGAGUGAGGCUGACUGGUGGUGACGGGGGCUCCUGAGCAUGUAGUCGUAGUGUGAAGUGCACUGAAUGUGGUUGUGGUCGUAGUUUCCUGCGGAUCCUGAACGCUGAGCCAGUCCCUCUAGUGCCCCGUCUCACCAUUCCUGACUUCCUCUUUGUGCUACACCUUUAUUACCUGUCUAUUAUUCCUCAUCGGUUCAUUUUUCUUUGUAAUUUAUUUUCUUCAUUCUUAUUUAUGUAUAUUUGCCCAUUUCUACUGUAUACACCCGUGUGUGCAAUUACUUAUUUUUUAUAUUUUGUCAGUUGUUAAACUGUGCAGAGCAGGUUGGCCUAUAUUGUACCUGACAUUGCUGAUACUCCACUCAAAUUCUACUUUUUAAAAAAAAUCUCCUGUAGGCUCUUCGAAGUUUGUAGUUUGGCCUUUUAUGAAGAACACGGCUUGUGGUAAGAAUUCAUUUUGGUUCAAUGGAUUUAAAUUUGUCGAUGCACAAUUACACAUUCAAUACAUCAUUGUUUCACCCAAAUUCACUACUUCUGUCAGAGCUUCACAGCUGUGAAGAGGAAAAAGGAUAUUCAUCCAUAUGUCCAAAGUGUAACUGUUGCUACCAUUGCAAUACAUCCAACAGUAUCCAUGACUACAGCUGUGGCUCUUCAUGAAAAAUAAAACUACAAACCUCACCUUUCAAGCCUCGGGGAAGGGUGUUUGAUUUCCUUAAAAAAUAGAUUUUGGGUGGAGUAUUUCUCUUUUUAAAAGGUGAUUUUCCAGGGAAGGGCCCAACCAAUUCUGACCUUUUUCAUUUUCUUCCACCACCCGAUUCACCGGUCAUCACGGGUGCAUUCACAGAAUGUGGUUUAGAAAAGCAGCAGUUUCACCUUUCAACAGGAUAUGACCUUUCCUUUGUAAUUAAUGCGCCAUUGCCCAUUCCACCAAUUGCUAAAGAUACACAUGACGUUAGAGAUGCUUCAAAACCCACAGAAAAAGGUUGCCGUCAAAAAUAGUGUCCAAUUCUUAAAUCUUGAUCAUUGUGUUGUAAUCAACAUGCACUGGAAAGUACUUUGUUUCUGUCGAUCCCAUGGGUCCCUUAUCUGUCGUGUGUUAAUGUCUAUUAUAUACUCUGGAUUGUUCUCUUGGGCUAAUCUUGCCAUGUGUCAGACAUGUGUCAGACCUGUGCAUUCAACAAGUAGGCUCGAUUUGAUGGCCUGUUUGAUUUAUUGGAAAGGGAAACAAGCCACCGUGGUGCCCUGUAUCAUUUUCUUAGAAUGAGGUUCCCAAGCUGCACUCAUCACAUUAAAUGUGAGUGUGGAGAAUCCCUAGAGUGGGACAUGUAUUUUAUGGAAACCGUCAGUGUCUUGAAUUUUGUAGUCCACUUUAUAUACAUUUGAAGUUUUCGAGGAAGGUUUUGAUUUUGAUUUUUUUUUUACGAUAAUAUUUCUUCUUCGUCUUUCUUAACUUUUUAAAAUGUAUUUUCUUAAGAAAAAGGGUGUGCUUUUAUAAGGACAGUACAUUGCUUGUAAAAUAAUUUUUAAUGCAAGUAGGAUCCUUUUUGAAGUCCAUGAGAUCAAGGGCAUUUUUUAUAUAAAAAUGAACUUCCAACAUUCCUUGCACAUCUCACCGUGGUGCACAAACAAAACCAAGCAAACCAAAAUAAUUCAUGGUUCUGGUUCUGGCUCAUGAACUUUGAGCUAUGGAAUAUUUGCCCCUCUUUAAAGAACAGAUAAAGUGUACAUGUAUUUCUAAAAGUCCUGGAAUAUGCCUUUAACUGCUCAGUUUCAACGAAGUCUUGAUUAUCACACACUCUCUGUAUACCAAGAAAUGAGACCCAGCGAAAAUGUAGCAUUUUUGUAAACAUUGACUGUGUGUUGUCGAGACUCUACUGUGCACUCAUUUUUGUGUUUAUAUUUUUUUUUGGUUGUUGAUAUAAUAUGGAAGUAAAGACAAUUUGUUCUGUAGUGCAAUAUGCUGUACAUAUGGAGCUUUGCUCUACAAAUCUUUUUUCUGGAUUUCUUGUUUAUUGGUACUUUUUUUUUCAAUAAAAUGUUAUUGAAGGUGUCAA